GCCUUCUCACAGCAAAGAUGGCGGCCUUCGGUGUAGCACGUCUCAGUUGCAGAUUAAUAAAUGGUUUCAAGGUCUCUUUCAGGAGUUCAGCGGAAGCAAAGUAUGGCGCACCAUCAGUCUGUUCGACGCAGAGGGAUCUCCUCCAGGACUGUCGCUGGUACUCGGUCAGCCACCUGUCCGUCAAGGAGAGGAUUGAGAAGAAACGGAAGGCGGCGUUAGUCGGUGGAGGUCAGAAGAGAAUAGAUGCACAGCAUAAAAGGG
Nematolebias whitei (Rio pearlfish) is the source of this 261-nucleotide messenger RNA. RefSeq names its product propionyl-CoA carboxylase beta chain, mitochondrial. Gene Ontology annotation, biological process: fatty acid biosynthetic process. Gene Ontology annotation, cellular component: acetyl-CoA carboxylase complex; mitochondrion. The record is from RefSeq and is a predicted model, not a curated record. Lineage: Eukaryota; Metazoa; Chordata; Actinopteri; Cyprinodontiformes; Rivulidae. Gene Ontology annotation, molecular function: acetyl-CoA carboxylase activity; propionyl-CoA carboxylase activity.